CGAGGGAGCUCUUCUCUCUGGGCUCCAGCGAGGAAACAGUUGAGCACAAGUCAGAGCGGAGAGUACGCAGACGAUUUCGACUACGAUUUUCCCCAACUCAACGAUGAUCUCCAAGUCUUUUCUUAGCCCUGAGGCCAUUCGGUGGUUUCAAACUUUCAAUUUGAACAUCGGAGUCUUCUCCAUUGGGCUAUGCAUAGCUGUCUUCGGUGUUUCUUUUAUCGAUCUUGCGGAAAUCUACCACGUGGACGUUGACUCGGUAGUUUACAUCAUCUCAACUAGAUCUGUGGGCUCGAUCGUCGCUUGCCUAGCUGGCGGCUACGUUUUCAGUAAAAUAAACGGGCAGGUCCUGGUUCUCGCCAGUACAUUCAUCGGGGGCGUCGCUUUGGCGGUGGUCCCUGUGUGUCCUUCAUUACUAUGGACACAUGUGGCGUGCUUCGUCCUUGGAGCCUGCGUAGGCCUCAUAGAAAUCGGUGCCAAUGUCUGGCUGAUUGUCCUCUGGAAAGAGAGAGGCGCAUCCAUACUGCAGUUCUACCAUUUCGUUUUCGGUACAGGCGCUGUCCUGGCUCCCUUCAUCGCAGAACCUUAUCUGAGCCGCAAAAUAUCUCCGAGCGCUGAACUGCUGUUGGAAUCGCUGAACGAAACGGAGAGCCAUCUGGAUGAGUUCAUUCCUUCGAGAGUUCACUUUCCCUACGGAUACUUCGGCGCCGCGUUCGUGUUCUCUGCCUUUUUGAUGCUAUUAGCAUAUCUCGUCAAUAGUGAAAACUUCUCCACCGACGACGAAGCGAAAUCGAAGAGGCUGAAGCUGUCGAAGCGUGUGGAGUUUCUCAUAGUUUCACUCAUGUGUAGCUACGUCAUGCUCGGGGUUGCUCUGGAACAGACCUACUCGUCGCUUUGCACUAUUUACGUCGUCGACAACCUCGGCUUCUCCAAAACUUCGGCCGCCUAUCUGGCUGCGGUAUUUUGGGGCAGUUUCACCGUGAGCCGUAUUUUCUCCACGAUCCUCUCCAUCAAGCUCGAACCGAUUUAUCUGAUCGUCAUCAAUCACAUUCUCCUCAUGCUCGCAGCGAUAACACUCACGCUUUUCCCCCUCACUGAAAUGGUGAUCUGGUCGAUGACCGGUGUUUUCGCCUUCUCGCUAAGUCCAUUCUUCGGCAACGUUUGCGGCUGGGCUUUGAAAUACAUCGUCAUAUGUCAUGAGUACAUGUCGGCAAUUAUCGUUUCGGUCUGCAUUGGGGCCAUGCUCCCUCCGAUCACGAUCGGUCCCUUCAUCCAAAAGCAUCCGAUGUCGUUCAUGUACGCGAACCUCGCUGCCGUUUUCCUGAUCUCCUUGAAUGCUGCCGCAUUCGUGUGUCUCGGGAGAUAUUUGAGUCCGUCGGAAUCACGGAAGGACAAGGUGUACGACCCGGUCGAGACGAGCGAGAAAGUUUGACGGAAAUUCGUGUCGGAUCCAUCCCCAUAGAUUCAAAAACUCUGCUCUGUAAAAGAAUGUGCAAAAUGUAAAUAAACUCUCUAGUAUAGUCUUCACCCAGUGAAGAUUUUAAAGUG
This is a messenger RNA of Galendromus occidentalis (western predatory mite), 1545 nucleotides long. Its product is annotated as sodium-dependent glucose transporter 1A. Gene Ontology annotation, molecular function: D-glucose transmembrane transporter activity. Bases 104 to 1429 code for a protein of 441 amino acids. The record is from RefSeq and is a predicted model, not a curated record. The transcript is spliced from 5 exons. Lineage: Eukaryota; Metazoa; Arthropoda; Arachnida; Mesostigmata; Phytoseiidae. Gene Ontology annotation, biological process: transmembrane transport.